CUGGUCUCUGUUAUAACUAUUUAAAUCAGUCUGUCCUGACUCAGAUCAACAGUCUCCAGUCUACCAACUGGUCUCUGAAAUAACUAUUUAAAGCAGUCUGUCCUGACUCAGCUCAACAGUCUCCAGUCUACCAACUGAUCUCUGUAACUUCAUCUUUGUCUCUGUGGUGUACAGUCUUCAGGUGAUGAUGGGGGUAUUGAAUCAUCUCUCUACUCUCCUCCUCCUCUCUCUCCUUCCUCCUGCUCUCUCUCAUGUAGUGAAGAGGUUUGAUCCAGAGUGCAAGAAGUUCUUCAUGGAGGAGACAACUCCAAAUCUCCCAGGUAUUUUGGUUGAUGGGCCAGUCCAGAACCAGGGCCAGAACCAGAACCGCUACAAGCCGAUCUGCCAGUUGUUCAACAACAUCUACAGGUUUGCAACUCUCUACGAUACGACCAACAGGAUCCCUGUGUUCUCAGCCUACACCUUCACUGGUCCUCCUACAGACCCCAGACCAAAUCAACGCUGGAUGAUAGAGCCCCAGCUUGAAGAUAUAAAUAACCAACGUGACAUGAAGGUGGAUAAUAAAGCUGUCACACACCAGGCUGUGGACACAGACUACAAACUAAACAAGAUGAAAAUGGACAGAGGUCACCUUUUCCCAUGUUCGUACGCACCUGAUGAUGAUACCAAGAGGUCCACUUUCACCCUGACAAACGCCGUUCCCCAGGCAAGAUCUUUCAACAGGGGCAGCUGGAAGACAAUGGAGUGCAGAGUCAGAAAAGCUCUUCUGAAGGACUGUAUUAAUAACAACGGGAUAAAGGCCUAUGUGGUGACUGGAGCAGUUCCCAGCAACAACAACAACAACAACAACAACAAACUGAACGACAGAGUGAACAUCCCGUCUCACCUGUGGACAACCUACUGCUGUAAAAACAACCUGGGACAGUUGGUGGCCGGAGCACACUGGGCUGAGAAUGUAGCAGAGGAAAAGAACGAGAUGAAAACAGUAACACCAAUAACCUUGAAUCAACUCGAACUGAAGUUGAAGAGCGUCUACGAAUUGUCUGAAGUCAAGUUGUUCCCAAAGGGAUGUUCAACAAAUGUAGAACAGGCAGGGGGAAAGAGGACGGGAGAGCCGAUUGGGGAGUUGACAAAUAAAAAGCAAAAGAGUGGAGAGGGGAGCAUAAAGAUGAAGAGAGCAGGGGAGUUAAAGGAAUGUGAUGAGGAGGAUGAGUGUGAUUGUGACUGUGAUGAAAAGUGAUGAGUUUUGUCAAGUGGUAAUUCACCCAACUAUUGAGUACACAUUCCCUAAGUUACAAGGGUUAUAAGGGUUUAAUGGUUAUAAGGGUUAAGUUAUAAUGGUUAUAAGGGUUAAAUAAUUAGGGUUAUUAUCCAGCAUUAUAAGGGUUAUAAUUGUUAUAAGGGUUAAGUAAUAAGUGUUAUAAGCCAUGGUUAUAAUUAAACAAGUUUAAGGGUUGUGAAGGUUAAAGACAAGCUCUGUUACUUUGGCGACUAAGAAAGUAUAUUUCAAACCUCCCACUUUGUGCUUGAUGUAUCAAUGUGUCGUUCAUACAUAUAGAAAAUCUAUGAGCAGAAUUACUGUUUCCCUACAUUUCACCCCCCCUAGCAAUUUGAGUCUUAGCCAAUGAGCAUCAGCCCCUCACAUGUGAGUGAAAACUAGUGUGGUGGCAGAAUUAGUGUUGAACUGUUGUAACUUCUCAAGGGACAUGUUCUGUGUUGGACUGUCAUGCCUUUCAUAGAGUCCUGGUGUGUCUGUACCUUAAACACAAGGCCAUUGUGUUCUGGAACUGUUGCUGGUAUAGAUAACUGAAACAGUCUGAUGGUAUUAUCACCUCCCACUAUAUAAGGGACAUGGAACCAUUUACUCAGGGGGUUCUUCCCUGUGAAAUCACAAUCAUCUCCUCUGCAGCUGCUUGA
Salvelinus namaycush (lake trout) is the source of this 1917-nucleotide messenger RNA. RefSeq names its product endonuclease domain-containing 1 protein-like. NCBI's taxonomy places the organism in Eukaryota, Metazoa, Chordata, Actinopteri, Salmoniformes, Salmonidae. The record is from RefSeq and is a predicted model, not a curated record. The transcript has 2 exons. Gene Ontology annotation, molecular function: metal ion binding; hydrolase activity; nucleic acid binding. Bases 185 to 1240 code for a protein of 351 amino acids.